Molecule: messenger RNA, 857 nt
Organism: Mercenaria mercenaria
Lineage: Eukaryota; Metazoa; Mollusca; Bivalvia; Venerida; Veneridae
Exons: 6
Coding region: 1-591 (196 amino acids)
Source: RefSeq, a predicted model, not a curated record
AUGGCGGAUCUUGUACAAGAGACGGAAAAUGUUUAUGCCUUGCGGGAUUUACCGGCGACAGUUGUGAACACAAUGUGCUAUCUCCAGCGGACAAAUGGUCCACAUGGUCAUAUUCACUACACAUCGGGCUGCACAGACAUGCAGGUUUGCACCCAACACAAUCAGACGAACGGACGAACAUCAAAUGACAUGUGUUUGCAAUGUUGCGAUGGAAGCUUCUGCAACUCGCACGGGUGCGGAGAUAAUGGUUUCCCGAUGAAAGAGUUACGUGGGCCGAUAUGUCUUGAUUGUAGUUUUGCAAGUGACCAUAAAGCGUGCGAUAAAGUCACAAUCUGUGGUCUUGAUGAGCUAUGCCAUAUUGAAGAACUGCCAUGGGGAGCUAACUCCAUAUUUCACCUCGGUUGCAAAUCUAAACGUGAAUGCGCAUUGUGGACUGGAUCACCCGCUGAUUAUAUAGAUGCGUCAUUCGAGGGUCAGGGCGCAGAAAUGCAGAGGUCGGUUCCACUGUGCAAGACAUGUUGCCAGAACGACUACUGCAACCGGAACUGCACGAGUCACAACAACAACAACCAAGGGAUUAUUGUUGGAUAAUUUGGUGUUUAGUUAAAGCAUUUAUUCUAAAAAAAUGAAUAGCAAAUUAGGGAUAGGUUUUCAUUUACAACUUUUUUAAUCUUACAUUCUAACAAAUUGAAUUAAGAAAUUUUCUGUUGAUCCUUUUCUCUUCUUUUUACCGUUUGCGUUGUAUAUGUACCAAACUCUACAGAAUUGUUUUGAAUGUAUACGUUUAUAUGUUAAAGAUAUGAAAUAUCGAUAUAGCUAAAACCAAUGACUUUAAGGCCGCGUCCGUAGAAUCAGCU